AACACAAAGAGAGAAAAAUGAGUGAUGUUCGAGUAAACGCAGAUCAACAAGAAGAAGGAGAACAACAACAAAACCUGGUCAAAGCACCGGUCAAGCGAUCCCUCGGCCUCCUCAUCACCACUUACGGCUGCCUCUUCGUCGGCUCCAUCGCCUCGAGCCUCCUCGCGAAAUACUACUUCGUCCACGGUGGCUCGAGCCGGUGGGUCUCCACGUGGGUCCAAUCCGCCGGAUUCCCACUCCUCCUCGGGCUUAUCUACUUCCCUCGCUUCGUCUUCAAAACAACUAAGCGCCGUCCCUUCACGCGCUUCACACACCGCCAUCUCCUCUUCUCCGUCGUAAUCGGACUCAUCCUCGGUUUCAACAACUUCCUCUUCUCAUGGGGUACCUCGUACCUCCCAGUGUCCACAUCAUCACUUCUCCUCUCGACACAACUCAUCUUCACUCUGAUCUUGUCCGUGAUCAUAGUGAAACAGAAAGUCACUUUCUCAAAUCUCAAUUGUGUUGUUCUCUUAACGUUAAGCUCUGUUUUAUUAGCUCUCGGUUCGAGCCAAGAUAAACCGGCCGGUUUAACUAAAACCAAAUAUUUCAUCGGGUUUUUAUCCACGAUCGGAGCCGGUUUACUCUUCGCGCUCUACCUGCCCGUGACGGAGAGGGUCUACAGGUCCGUUUAUUGCUACGCGAUGGUCAUGGAGAUGCAACUGGUUAUGGAAUUUUCUGCCACGGUUUUCGCCACAAUCGGUAUGGCUUUCGACGGCGGGUUUAAAGAUAUGGUUAAGGAAGCGAACCAAGUUUUCACUAAAGGACCGACGGUUUACUGGACAGUGGCGAUUUUAGCGAAUGUGGUGACAUGGCAGCUCUGUUUCGCGGCCACGUCAGGGAUGGUUUAUUUGACGUCUGGUAUCACCGGAGGUAUCUGCAUGACGGCGUUACUAGCUAUGAAUGUGAUUGGAGGUGUGGUGGUGUACGGCGAUGCGUUCGGCGGCGUGAAGAUUGUGUCGACGGUGCUAUGUAUUUGGGGAUUCUCGUCUUAUGUAUAUGGGAUUUACGUGAAGAUGAAGAAGGAUGAGGAGAAGGAG
Brassica oleracea var. oleracea is the source of this 1076-nucleotide messenger RNA. Its product is annotated as probable purine permease 4. Gene Ontology annotation, molecular function: purine nucleoside transmembrane transporter activity. Lineage: Eukaryota; Viridiplantae; Streptophyta; Magnoliopsida; Brassicales; Brassicaceae. The transcript has a single exon. Gene Ontology annotation, cellular component: membrane. The annotation marks the transcript as partial. The record is from RefSeq and is a predicted model, not a curated record.